AUGGUGGCAGAUUCACUUAAUGCAUCCAAAUACGAUCAAGCCCUACAGAUUGGACGAUUUAUAAAAACUAAAGAACUCAAAGAUCAAAUUGAGUUGAUGGACGGAUACGAGGAAUAUGACUGGGAUAAUCUACGUGCCUCAAUGAUUGAAUCAUGGGGUUAUGAAUCUACAAUUCUAUAUACAACAACCAACCUAGUGACCAAGUCUCAUGAUUUCAAAUUUGUGCUCUGGAGCUCUGGAAUCCAAAAAUAG
This is a messenger RNA of Puccinia graminis f. sp. tritici CRL 75-36-700-3, 252 nucleotides long. RefSeq lists its product as uncharacterized. Bases 1 to 252 code for a protein of 83 amino acids. The transcript has a single exon. The record is from RefSeq and is a predicted model, not a curated record. NCBI's taxonomy places the organism in Eukaryota, Fungi, Basidiomycota, Pucciniomycetes, Pucciniales, Pucciniaceae.